GCAGGCGGACAGACAGACAGAUAGGUGGACACUUGCUUAUCGCACAUUUAAGGAGAAUUGGUAAAAUCCGUGAUCGCAAUUUCAAGUCAUGCUCGGAAAAAACACGAGUGAUAGUUUGUGAUCGGAGUCAUUUUUGGAAGCGAUCCUUACUGGCAGAAUGAGUUCCCUCCCUUUCCCUGCCCAGUGUUCCCAGCUCCCUCGUUGGGAGUGAUGUCACUGGUUGGCUGUUUUCACUGAGCCGAAACGCGGAGAAUCAUGGCGGCUGCCGUCUGGUGCUUCUCGUCGGGAUCCGGCUGAUCUCCAGCACUUUCAUUCGCUGAGCUGCCGGUGAGGAUGGACGGGAAUGGCUUCCCGGACCAGGAGCAACUGCUGCAAUUUUUAACCAAGCUGAAGGAGGUGUUUGAUGUAUGCGAUGAAGAUGCCGAUGGCUACAUUCGUGUCGAGCAUUUCAUAGACCUGGGCUCCCAGUUUGGACAAGGAGAUGAGGUGGAAAAGCUUGCCAGGUACCUGGACCCCAAUGAGUUGGGCAGAGUGAAUUUCAAGGACUUUUGCCAUGGUGUAUUCGCCAUAAAGGGCUGUGAGGAGAUUUUGAAGAAUGCUUUGGCCAUUAGAAAUGGCACAUGCCGGCCAUGUGAAGUGGACUACAGAGACUACACUUAUCAGCGUGGAGAGGUUGUCUUGGGUCCUCCCCAUCUGGCAUGCAACCAGCCAUUCAGAGACUGUGAACUUUUCUCUAGUGAUCACACCAUGACACUAGCCCAGCACAACGCCCACCACGAGUCAGACAUGGACAGCGCCAUCGAGAGCACACAUGGCUCAGAAGCAUCUGAUAUCUCCCGUGGAGAAGAUAAAGAUGAAGGGCUUGGAAGCCUCCUCCUUUCAGGAGAGAAAUGUCUCCAGCUUAGCUCUCUAGUGCCCUCGGACCUGUCCACACAUUCUACAACAUCACUCAUCAGCAAUGAAGAACAGUUUGAAGACUAUGGUGAAGGAGAAGAUGUGGACUACAGUCCCAGUAGCCCUUGUGCCGAUGAUGAAACCAGAACCAAUGGCUUUUCAGAUCUGGGAUCAUCUGUGUCUUCAAGUGCUGGUCAGACUCCUAGAAAGAUGAGACAUAAUUAUAAUAGUGAAUUACUUGACAUCUACUGUUCACAAUGCUGCAGGAAGGUCAAUCUCCUGAAUGACUUAGAAGCCAGACUCAAGAACCUGAAAGGCAACAGUCCAAAUCGCAAAAUUUCCAGCACUGCUUUUGGGAAACAGCUGCUCCACAACAGCAAUUUCAGCAGCAGCAAUGGCAGCACAGAAGACUUGUUCAGAGAUAGCAUAGAUUCCUGUGACAAUGACAUAACCGUGAAGGUGAGUCAUUUGGAAAAGAAAGUGACAGAACUGGAAAAUGACAGCUUGGUCAAUGGAGAUUUGAAGAGCAAACUGAAACAGGAAAAUACGCAGCUUGUACACAGAGUACAUGAGCUUGAGGAGCAGAUAAAAGACCAGGAGGCACGAGCAGAACAGACCCUGGAGGAGGAAAUCAAAAGACACAGAGAAGCCUACACUAAGCUGGAACGAGAAAAAGGCAUUGAAAUUGAACUUCUCAGUAACAGGGUACAACAGCUAGAAGAGGAGAACAGCGAGAUGACAGCCACUGUUACUAGACUGAAGUCACAAACUGAAAAACUGGAUGAGGAAAGGCAAAGGAUGACAGACAAGCUUGAAGACACAAGCCUUCGGUUAAAAGAUGAGAUGGACUUGUACAAGAAAAUGAUGGACAAGUUGAGACAAAACAGGCAUGAAUUUCAAAAAGAGAGAGAGGCCACACAAGAGCUCAUUGAAGAUCUCCGCAGAGAGUUGGAACAUCUGCAGAUGUUCAAAUUAGAGACGGAACGGCCAGGCCGAGGCAGAAGUUCAUCAUCAAGUCUUUCAGAGUACAAUGCCAAAACUCGGGAGAUGGAACUGGAAUAUGAGAUCAAGCGGCUGAAACUGGAGAACCAAAAGCUUCGGGAUCAGAAUGAUGACUUGAAUGGACAGAUUCUCAGCCUCAGUCUGUAUGAAGCCAAGAACCUCUUUGCAACUCAAACCAAAGCUCAGUCCCUAGCUGCAGAAAUAGACAAUGCAUCACGGGAUGAGCUGAUGGAGGCUCUAAAGGAACAAGAAGAAAUUAACUUUCGCCUACGUCAAUACAUGGACAAGAUCAUCUUGGCAAUCCUGGACCAUAAUCCGUCCAUACUGGAAAUUAAAAAUUAGGAGACCUCAUUGGAGGUGGACAAGAUGCUUCCAGCUGGUAAUGGCCAGGGCCCAACUUGCCGCCAUAACUUUCCUUCCACAGCGGCUGUCUCUUUGUGUGUUUACAAGGAUUCUAGUGCAACCCGUUGUAGUCUGUGAAUCACCAAGGUGUUUAUAUAUUAUGUGCACUUUUUCUGUUUUUUGGGUGAAAUCUAAAAAAAAAAAAAAUACAGUAUGGGUCAUAAUAAUGUAGCGCAAGAGUUGUCAUAACUAGGGCAAUUUAAAUUAAAGGUCUACCUCUGCUUUUAUAGUUAAUUGUUAGAAUGGCAAAGGUGGGCACACAGUAAGGGUGCAGGAAAAAAAGCUCCUCCCCAAAGUUGAGAAAGAAUUAUAUUUAAAAACAAAAAAGACAUAAAUACAGCCACCAGAUGAAUAUGUCUAAUGAAGCAUAUUAACCAUCACAGCCAUUAAAAUUGAAAAUCCCCAUUCUAUAAUGAAAUGUAAUUAUUGGGCUUAAAUAAUACUGAGGGAAAGUUCUCUUAUUUGCAGAAAACAAUGACCAAAUUCAACACCAUUGUUUUAUCAAGGCUAUUAAAAGAAUUUUAGAUAAUUUUAUUUGGACUUCAAAGACUGAAACUAAAUUGUAACGUCAAUACAGCUUCACAAUACAAGCAGUUUUGUUUUGAAGAUUGUUAGUUGACAGAUGCUGUCCACAAGAGAAACUAGGCACCCUAAUAAUAAUAAGAAACUGGAAUCCCACCAUAUUGUCUAUACUGAUGGUUCUUCCUUUCUAUAUAGGAAAGGGCCUUUUUGGAUUGCAAAACGGGGCAUCCUCAACAAUCCCUCAGUCCCAUGAAAUGCUGUGUUGUUGCAUCUUUGUAGGGUGCCCAAAAUUCAUGUGCACUUGUACAGCACUCAUUAAUGUGAUUCUUGCACAAUUCCUGUGUUCAACUGCCAUAUUUGCUGUGAAAAUCAAGUGGCCGUUAGAUGUUAGGGGCAUGAUGUCCUGGAAUUUCUUUCCAACCUGAGUGUCGGUGUGCAUAUGUCCAUUUGGUUCUUGAUUCUGUCAAUCUCCUUGGCAGAAGCCCAAGAAGCACACAAAUGACCUACUAACACUACGGUUAAUGUGAAUGUAUACAAAAUGUUUGUGUUUAUCUAUGAAGACUUACAGAAGAUACUGGAGAAUUUGCGUACUAAUUUAUUUUAGAGUGACAGAUUUCAGAAAUAUUAUUGAAAGUCUAUUUUUUCAUAGAGAGCUAUUGUAAAUGAACUGCAACGUAUGGAAGAUUUACUGUAAUUCUAUUGUUUAAACUAGGAAUGGCUCCUAUCCAACUACAAAUGCUAAUUCCUAGCAAAAGAAAUCCUUUCAGGUUAUAUUUACUCCAUGUAAUAAUGGGUAAAAAAGAAACACAAAGGACAUCUCAAAGCUGGAUAUGAAACCUUUGAAAAGCUGCUUGCUUCUGCAAUAUCCUCUGGCCUUCAGCAGCAAUGACUGAUGCGUGCAAGUGCCACUUUUACUAGAAAAUGCUAAGGAAAUUCUUUCUAAUUGCACCAACAAAAGACCAGCUUAUGCAAAGCAAAGGAGAAUGUUGGAUGUGGAGCUCCUCUUUGUAGUAAUUAUUAUUAUGUGUAACAUAAAUUUCUGUUUUUGGUUUUCUGUUACUUAUUCAUCACACUCGAAUCAUAGGUAAUGGGAAGUGAGGCCGAGCCUCUACCUUUUUCCGUCUUUGUCCACAUGUGCUGCUGGUAUACACUUUCUCUUCUAUCCACUGGCAGGUAGUCUUUCUAUUUAAAUCAGCAGAGUAAGGCCUCCGUGCACAUAUGAAUUUAAUAACAAGCACUAUUAGCUCUGUGUCCUUAGAUAUUCACGAGAGAGGGCACUGAAAGUUUUUAUGUGCCUUUUUCUUGGAGUUUGACAAUAGUAUGAUAACAGGGUUCAACCCAACACUCGCACAGUUACUUUGGUGCCUGCAGAUUAAAGAACAAUCUGUUACUAGUAACCAGAACUGCAAAGGGAAGAUGUAUAGGACUAUGAGUGGUCAUGGACAAUGCCAGUCAGUGAGAGACAUUAGCAAAAUCAGGUUAGAGAGUAGCCCUCAGUAACCUUUAAGAGCUGCCUCAGUGGGAUUGAGAAAUCUCUUGUUGCUGUCAUGACCAGUUAAUGUAAAUUUCAUGAAUGUUAAACUUUUAAUUUCCCUUCCCUACUUUUUUUUCCCCUCAUGCAGGGCUCAACUGCAUAUGCAGCACUAGUUGCACUGACAGGGUCUGGAAAAAUUGUUACAUUUUAUGUUGCCUUCAGUGCACUUUUUUGGGAGAGGGGUGCCACUGUUAUCUUUAUCUACUGCUUUUGGUGCCUUUUAUUUAAUGUGUCACAGCUGUAGUAAAUUUCACCCCCUCUGCCCCCCCCCCCCCCCAAUCUUUGCCACAUUCCAUACUAAGGCUAAUGUGUAUUUAUUUACAUACAAAAUAUACACAAGUAGGUUUUCAGAAAUUGUAAAUUGUGUAUAUAAAAGUCACAAUUUGUAUUCAUGUGCCACUUUGUCACUGAAAAAAAAAUCUUCAUCUGUAAAGCAAUGCCUUUUUUACAGUUUGUGAGAAGCUAAAGGUAAAGUUAUCCAGUAUGUCUUUUUAUUUGGUUUUAGAAGCAAUGUAUUGUUUAAGCAUAAGAAAUGAAAAAAAAUUUGUACAAAGUGUUUUUUCUUAAUAUUUACAAAAAAAUAAUCAAGACUUGCUGUACAAAAUGCUGUUUAAUUAUUUAUUUUAGGAGCCAUGGUGCACCUUUGCUGGAUGUUUGUUCUGUGAUUUGAGGGUAAAUUCUUUGCACUGACGUCAGAGCUCAUUGUUUAGAGCUGGUGGAUGUGUUUUAUAUUUAUAUUGAUAAAAAACUGACUUGUAAUCUAAUGGUUUAUGUAAAGGCAUUAUCACUGUACUGUUCCAACAACUUCCAAUUCAAAUCUCCAUUCUUCCUUGGGAAGCACAUCAAUUUUACAGAUGAUAUAGCUUGUUGAAGAGCUGCCUUAUUCUAUUUCACUGCAAAAAUGGCAUUUUAUUCUAAUUACACCUCUAGGAAAGAUCAUGGAAUGCAGGCUAAUAUUUUGCUUCUAUUUUAACCUACAAGCUAGCAUGUGCUGACUAUUUGCUGUUGAUGAAUCUGUGAGCAGUAUACUGAAGGGUUUAAAUGGCAUUUAGAAGUAAAGGUAUGGUUUCUCCUCCCCUCACCAACUGGUGACAAGAAGAAGCAAGAACUAGUGCCUGACAGGAAGCUAAUCCCUCCAAUCCUCAGUAAGGCAAGCAGAAUACAUUACCCACAUUUAGAAGAUUGUGAAAAGUACACAAAAUUCAUCCACUCCAUUUUAAGAUGGCAAAAUUGCAUGCUGUGCCUAACAUGUCAACAGAAUGAUACUCAACAGGAAAGCUAUAUAACUUGCAAAAUGGUCUGCUGCUCUCUUUCCAUUACUGUUGGCUAUUGUUUUUUGGAUAUAAAGCCCUGCCAUUGCAGUCAAGUAAUGCUUGUGCAUUAUCUUUUUCUAAAAUUGUACAGUGAUAAUGCCUUUUCCUAAUCACUCUUCAAUUGUUACACACUCAUCUCACACACGGCUAGAGCGGUGCUUUAUUACUGUAUUGUCACAGUGUCUCCCUGGUUCAUAAUCAUGGCUGAGUGACACAAGUAGAUCUGAUGUGUUACUUAUCAUGAGCUGUAAAUAUGGUGAAUUGCUUCUGGCAUGAUUAAAGAACUGUCACAGAAAA
Messenger RNA from Erpetoichthys calabaricus (reedfish), 5964 nucleotides. Its product is annotated as rab11 family-interacting protein 4-like. Gene Ontology annotation, molecular function: calcium ion binding. Gene Ontology annotation, cellular component: midbody; endocytic vesicle; recycling endosome membrane. The transcript has 15 exons. NCBI's taxonomy places the organism in Eukaryota, Metazoa, Chordata, Cladistia, Polypteriformes, Polypteridae. The coding region runs from base 334 to 2238 and encodes 634 amino acids. The record is from RefSeq and is a predicted model, not a curated record. Gene Ontology annotation, biological process: regulation of cytokinesis; endocytic recycling.